AUGGGCAGGCUAGGAGUUGAACCAGCAAAUGCAGAAGACCCGUCCAUGGUUUUGUUUCCUAAUGGAACAACUAAGGCCGAGCUUGCCAACAUCUUGAACAGAAACAAAGGAGCUAUUACCCUUUUUGGUGCUGCAGCUGUGCUGAGGAUUGGUUCAGGUAUUGGACCAAUGAACAUUGGGGAGAGUGAAGCGUUCUACAUUUUCCGUGUCUCUCUGCCUGGAGUAUCUGCAAAUGAUAGGAGCUUCAGUUGUGUUGUAGAUCCAACUGGGAUGGUGGAGAUACAAGGGGUGAGCACUGCUUGGGAACAGGUUGUUGAAAGACCCUCCUAAAAUCUUUUUCAUGGAGACUCGAAACCUCUGGCCCGCCUGGACCCUUAACACCAUGUUCUGGCUUCCUGCUCCAGUUUUCCCUGACCAGCUCAGAAACUCUUUCGUCGAUGGUAUGUUCGAGGGAACUGUGAGGAAAAUGUCCUGAUAACUAAGUUUAGCUCCCCAUAGGAAUUGGAUAUGUGCUGUUUUCCUUUCGCCGAACAGUGAACUCAGAAACUGCUGGAUGGUCCUUUUUAUUAGUAGGCUGGAACAUACAGUUGGCCAGUCUCAUCUUCAUUUUUUGCUAGUACAUUUCCUUCAAUCUCCAGGGUUGAUUCUUGUUAACUUUCCCCUGAAAUUUGUGGCCGUCCAAUUGAUUUUUUCAGAUUUUAAAUACGUUCCUUUACCGGGG
Molecule: messenger RNA, 721 nt
Organism: Linum tenue
Lineage: Eukaryota; Viridiplantae; Streptophyta; Magnoliopsida; Malpighiales; Linaceae
Source: the annotation of a GenBank genome assembly